Anthostomella pinea is the source of this 813-nucleotide messenger RNA. The record is from the annotation of a GenBank genome assembly. Lineage: Eukaryota; Fungi; Ascomycota; Sordariomycetes; Xylariales; Xylariaceae.
AUGUCCUCCGCAGUCAGCAAGCGCCUCGCAGGCAAGACCGUCGUGAUCACCGGCGCCUCGUCAGGCAUCGGGCGCGCAACGGCGUUCGAGUUCGCGCGCACCGCACCCCAGAAUCUGAAGCUCGUGCUGACGGCGCGCCGCAUCGACACUCUCAAAGAAGUCGCGGCCGACAUCGCCAAGGAGGUCGGUGACGGCGUCAGGGUGCACCCCGUGCAGCUUGAUGUCAGCAAGCCCGAGCAGGUGAGGGGGUUCGUGGGCGGGUUGCCCGAGGAGUUCCGGGACGUGGAUGUUUUGGUUAAUAAUGCCGGCCUGGUCAAGGGCGUAGCCAAGGCGCCCGAAAUCGCCGAGGAGGACCUGAACGUCAUGUUCGCGACCAACGUGACGGGCCUGAUCAACAUGACGCAGGCCAUCAUGCCCAUCUACCUGAAGCGGCCCAACGGCGGCUCCGGCGACAUCAUCAACAUCGGCAGCAUCGCCGGUCGCGAGCCCUACGUCGGUGGGAGCAUCUACUGCGCGACCAAGGCGGCCGUUCGCAGCUUCACCGACUCGCUCAGGAAGGAACUCAUUGCCAGCCGGAUCCGGGUCAUGGAGAUUGACCCGGGCCAGGUCGAGACGGAGUUCUCCGUCGUUCGGUUCUACGGCGAUAAAUCCAAGGCAGAUGCCGUCUACGCCGGUUGUGAUCCUUUAACACCAGACGACAUUGCUGAAGUGGUUGUCUUCGUUGCGGGAAGAAAAGAGAACAUCGUCGUGGCUGAUACCCUUGUCUAUCCUAGCCACCAAGGCGGGGCUGGUGCAUUACACAGGAAGUCAUGA